UUCACGCAUGCGCGAAUGUAGAUGAUAGUCCUGGUGGCGGAGGAGGGAUGGCGGAUGCGCAGCGCGAGGAUGCUGCGGAAACGGACACCCCAAACGCGAACGACGCGCAGGAGAAAACUUCAAACAGCACGAUGGUGGAGGACAGUUCGACUACUUUACUAAAAAGAAUGGAGAUUACUGUGGCCGAGGCAGAGAAACGGACCGGCAAAAAGGCUGUGAACAUGCAAGAGACGUACACAGUUUAUCUCAUAGAGACUCGGCCCUCCUCCGCAGUUAAUGAAGGGCAGAGUGUGGCUCCUGAUGCGCUGUGGAGGCGUUACAGUGAGUUUGAGCUGCUCAGGAACUACCUGCUGGUCACCUACCCCUUCAUUGUGGUUCCCCCACUGCCUGAGAAGAGGGCAGAGUUCGUGUGGCAUAAGCUCUCUGCUGAUAACAUGGAUCCAGACUUUGUGGAGCGCCGGAGAGUUGGCCUGGAGACCUUCCUGUUGAGAGUGGCAUCACAUCCGGUUAUGUCCAAUGACAAGAUCUUCUACCAUUUCCUCAUGCAGGAGCGCGGAUGGAAGGAGGUGGUGUAUGACACUGGAUUUCAGGCAAAGGCGGACUCACGUCUCAGAGCACUGAAUGCAACCUUCAGAGUGAAGAAUCCUGACAAGCGUUUUAUGGAGAUGAAACACUACAGUGAUGAGCUCCAGGCCAUCACCUCCCAACUACUAAGAGCACGUGCCAGAGUGGCAGAUAGAUUAUAUGGAGUCUAUAAAGUACAUGGGAACUAUGGAAGAGUCUUCAGUGAGUGGAGUGCCAUAGAAAAGGAGAUGGGAGACGGACUACAGAGUGCAGGCCACCAUAUGGAUGCCUAUGCAGCAUCAAUAGAUGAUAUUUUAGAAGAAGAAGAACACUAUGCAGACCAGAUCAAAGAGUAUCUCUUCUUUGCCGAAGCUUUAAGAGCUGUCUGUCGCAAGCAUGAGCUUUCUCAAUAUGAGCUGGAGACGACAUCUCUGGACCUGACAUCAAAGAAACUGCAACGAGAGGAGCUAGCCACUGGGAUAGUGCGGACGUUCUCGUUUAAAGGCAUGACCACGAAGCUGUUUGGCCAGGAGACGGCGGACCAGAGGGAGGCCCGGCUCAAGCUCCUGGAGGAGCAGAUCGACGAGGGCGAGGAGACCGUCCGUGAGAAGACCGCAGAGUGCGAAGAACACGUGCACAGUGGAUGGGAGGACAUGCGACGCUUCAAGGAGCAGAAGGACCGUGACUUGAGGGAAGCCUUCAUCAACUACGCCUACAUGCAAAUGAGCAUGUGUAAGAAGGGCAUACAGAUGUGGAGCAAUGCCAAAGAGUGCUUCAGUAAGAUGUGACAUCGUCAUACCACACAUCAAUAGCACAAUAGCCAUGGCGCACAGGACCGCUGUCGUGAGUGGUCGCACAGGAUGGAACCCGUCGUCAUGGAGGCACAAGAUGGAUACAGGCAGGAUUGCUGUGGCGGCACACGCCAGAACUAGUUACUCAGAUUGCACACGGACAUGGUGGCUCACCUGUGUGGGGUUGCUUUUAAUCAAGAGCCACUUUGGAUAUGUAUUUAAUGUGUUGAUUUUUUUUUUAUGUGACUAAAGCUCAUUGUUGUUUUGUUGUAACACACACACACACACCCUCAAUCCUCAGGAGAGUAUUUCAAGUAAGUGGCUUAGUGACAAACCUGAAUAAGGUAGCUCCUAAAGCCAACACAAAAUAGCUCUAUGGUUUACCAUUUACUCUGGGUUAAAGUACCCAGGUUUGUCACCAAACUUCGUCGUUGGAAUACCCUCCCACCCCGACCCACCAACUGUUUGGUUUCAUAUUCUGAAGACUUCCUCUGCAAUAUUUAGCCCCUAUGCAGGUCAAAUAUAUAUGUUUUAGAGGAUUUUACAUAAAGAUGAUGCAUUAUAAAUAACAACCAGACAAAUCAGAAUAAAUAAACAUACCCAAAGUGGU
Molecule: messenger RNA, 1965 nt
Organism: Alosa sapidissima (American shad)
Lineage: Eukaryota; Metazoa; Chordata; Actinopteri; Clupeiformes; Clupeidae
Product: sorting nexin-4-like
Exons: 14
Coding region: 48-1352 (434 amino acids)
Biological process (GO): protein transport
Molecular function (GO): phosphatidylinositol binding
Source: RefSeq, a predicted model, not a curated record